Messenger RNA from Cyclopterus lumpus (lumpfish), 4916 nucleotides. It is a transcript of the gene rnf38, whose product is annotated as ring finger protein 38. The record is from RefSeq and is a predicted model, not a curated record. Bases 194 to 2467 code for a protein of 757 amino acids. NCBI's taxonomy places the organism in Eukaryota, Metazoa, Chordata, Actinopteri, Perciformes, Cyclopteridae. The transcript has 13 exons.
UUUCACGCUGACACCAAGCGAACACGCACACAUUGGCAUACAGCAAACACUCACAGGCUGGGCUCACCAUAUUAUCGACAGAUUCGAGUCAGGAGUAGUCGAGGAGAGCACAUUGCAGCGACUAAAAGCUCCUUCUUGUGAGAGAAAACGAGAGGAAAACUCAGGAGAAAAAGAGGAAAUCCCCCGAAAGGAAAUGCCAAUCGCAGCCACUGGACAGCCAACGACUCAGGAGCCUAGAGUUUGCCCCCGGCUGCCCUCCACCCCGGAGCCUGUCCCUAAAGGGGCUGAUUUAUUCGACGAGGCGGGGGCGGCGGAGUCGGCGGAGCGAACAGAGUACGGGGGCGCGGAGGGGGGCAGAGGACUGGGCUAUAGUUACAGCCAGAGCGGCGCGAGGGGCUUUGCACAGCCCGGAUCCACCAACGGCUCUCCGCCGCAGUCGCCAGUCGCGUCCUCCUCUUUUCUCUUCCAUCCACUUCACCCCCACCAAAUGGCCAUGGAGCCCCCAAGGACUCGCUCGCGUUCUCGGUCUGGAUAUUACCAGCAGUACGGUGGUGGGAAUGGCAAUGGAAUUACCGGCAGUGGAGUCAUGGGAUCUAACCACCAUCUCCACCACCACCACCACCAGCAGCAGCAGCAGCAGCACCACCAGCACCACCAGCAGCAGCAACUACAUCCACAGCAACACGGUGCCGGUUGCGCACCACUUGGACCUCACGUCAACGUCCCGGAGAACCAGCCGCGAGCCCCGGGAAGUAACGCCUCCCCCGGCAUUCACAGGCUGUCUUCGGUUCCUGGAGCGCACCGCAUCCCGGCGGAAGGCGCUUCUGGUGGAUCCUACCUCUGCCACCCCGAUCAUGCAUAUGGAGAGGAGAGUGAUAAGAGUGAGGAAAGCCCCAGUCCAAAGCGCCAGAGGCUGUCCAGUCAGUCUGUCUUGGAACAGCUGACCUCAUCAGCCCCCCCACCAUCCACCCUGUCUCCCCCCAUCCGCCCCUGGGAGUCAGGACCCCCAAGUCGAAGACCCCCACACCCCCACACGCACUAUCAGGAGAGAUGCCUCACUCCUGCUCGGCACAGACGCAGCCCGCCAGCAAGGCGCCAGCGUGGCCGUCUCGCCAGACCCACCCGUCACAUGCCUCCCCAUCACCACCCCUCCACCCAAGGCCCUGCACCUCGAAUGUCGCCAUCGGAGCACCAGGAUGAAAACUACCACCACAACCCCCAUCCCUCAACACACCAGACGUACCCAACACACACACCUAGCGUCUAUGGUCCGCCCCUUACAGCUGGAGGUGUCGGGACAGGUUUGGAGGAGCCCCGAGCGUUCCAUCCUCCCACCUUGUCGCCACGACUACUGCACCCAGCUGCCCACCAUCAUCACCUUCACCAUCAUCAUCCGCAGCAGCAUCAUCCGCAACAGCAUCAUGCAACGCAACAGCAGCAAGGAGCCAUGGUCAUGGACUUGCAUGAACAGCUGCAGCAGGGCAGUGUACCAGUAUCCUACACAGUGUCCCCAGUUCCUCCUCACAGUCUGGCAGCACCUAUGUGUAGUGGCCAGCACCUUCCCCCUACCUGUUCCUCACAACAACAAGUCCCCGCCUGCAGUGUGGUCUUCAGCACCGGACAACACUACCACCCGAUGCUACAGGCUUGUUCAAUGCAACAUUUGCCAGUGCCCUAUGCCUUUCCCUCGCUGCUGUCCAGUGACCCUCAGUUCCUGCUUCCCCAUCCACCCCACCUCUCUCACCACCCGGCCCACCUCCCCACACCCGGACAGUUCCUGCCUUUCCAGACGCAACAGCCACGAUCGCCUUUACAGAGGAUCGAAAAUGAGGUUGAUAUUCUGGGAGAGCAGCUUUCAGUAGGUGGAGGCUUCAGCUACGCCCACCAUCACCACCACCACCAUCACCACCAGCCUCCCUCCACCCUGCCACCCUCCACACCACUCCAGUUCCUCUCGCACCAUGAUCCCCUGUCGCAUGAGCUCUUUACAGUGCCCUAUCCCCACUUUAUGCCUCGCCGAUUCACAAGCCGGCGUUACCGCUCUCAGCAGGCUGUACCCCCAUCACCCUACCACCCCAGCUUCCUGCCUUACUUCCUGUCUAUGCUUCCCGUGCCUCCAAAUGUGGCUCCCACUAUAAAUCUAGAGCUGGAUGUGGACGACGGAGAGGUUGAGAACUACGAGGCCCUGCUGAACCUUGCAGAACGUCUUGGGGAGGCCAAGCCUCGUGGUCUAACUAAGGCCGAUAUUGAACAGCUCCCAUCAUACAGAUUCAACUCCAACAACCAUCAAUCUGAACAAACACUGUGUGUGGUAUGUAUGUGUGACUUUGAGUCUCGCCAGCUCCUCAGGGUCUUGCCCUGUAAUCACGAGUUUCACGCCAAGUGUGUAGACAAGUGGCUUAAGGCUAACCGAACUUGUCCUAUCUGUCGAGCCGACGCCUCUGAGGUCCAGCGGGAUUCAGAGUGACCAACUCCCAAAACUCUCAAAUCCCUGACUCUCUUUUGAAUGCACCAACCAAUCUGAACUUUUCUCCUGUUAUCAUACCUUUCUCUCACACGUUCUGCCACAUAACUGGGACCAGUGCUCCUGCUUCCUUCACUCUUUGUCCCCCUGGACACUGAACAGUAAUUCUCACCUGGGAUCAGCAACUUUCUACUAACUCUCGCUCACUUUAUCGCUGAACUUCCUCUGCCUUCUGUUUUGGACUUUUACACCCCUCCUACUCCGCCUUCUGCUCAUGGUUACUCCUUUACUAUGAAUGGCCUUUGAAACGCAUACACACAGUAACAUGUACAGGUGGACAUUUAUAUAUGUGUAUUUUGUUUUUACGAAUGAGCCCUGGACAGAAAAAAAGACUUCUUUUGAAAAAAACAUUGUUAUAGUUGAAUUGGCAGUCCAAAGAUUAUGGUAAUUUAAUUGUUAUUUUUCUGGUUAUAAUUAAGCAUUCACAUCUUGGCUAAUUUCUACUAGACUCCUUAUAAUUGCAUUUGAAGAGUAUAAGUAUAUUUGAUUUCUUGUAUGUGGUCCUGCAUUCCUCGGCGUGAGAGCAGUCUGUGUGGGGCGAAACAAAAAUACUGUGUCAAAGCUAGAACAGCGAAAAAUAGACUAUUUUCUCUAUACGUGGGUUUGUGUGUGUGUGUGUGUGUGGGGGUGUGUGUGUUACUUCUCCUGUGGUAUUUAUACAGUUCAUGUGGUACAGUGCAUUGACUUACUUGAUCCUGUUUCUUUCCACUCUAUUUUAGAAAGAUUAGACACUCUGGAGGUUAACAUUUAUAGCCAAGAUUUGUUCAAAAAUCUGAGUCUAAAAUCAAGGUGUAGGACCAGGAAAAUCUCCAUUGAAGUUUAAAAGUGCUUUCUUAUCAUGUUUCUUUUUUUUCUUCUUUUUUCUAAGCCACACAUCAUUAACACGCUCUACAACUUUGACUCCAUCACUCCAUGUCUGCCCAUUUUUCUUGUCUUAAAUGAGUUAAAGCUAGCGGCUUUUGAAAGCCAUUUUUUUGUGAUACAGUAUGUUCUUACCUAAAGGAAACGAAUCAGGAUUAUUUAUCUUUUUUCUCAACAUAUCCACUAGGCUCUCCCCAAGGCGAAUUAUGUGAAUUCAGUUGGAUUUUACAGAGCUGAUACGGUGAAUGCAGAACAUUCAUUCAAAAUGUCACCAAAACAUUCAUACAUGCUCAGUUUACUAGCUUUCUCAUGGGAAUGAGGCAUCGACAGGGAAGAAGUUUGAAGAGACUUUAAAGGUCACAGUUAAUCUACUGCUUCACCAGACGGUGGAUGUGACACUUCAGCACUUUAAUACAUAGAUAUAAGACCUACGGGCUCUUUUUUUUAUUCUGAACAAACCACUGAUUAGUUUUCCCACAGCCCAUUCGUGUUCAAAUAUUGAAUGCAUUAAAAACAUACGUGUACUCCGCAUUGACUUCCAGUACCUACAGUAUCCCAAUAUGUAAAUUCCUUUAUUCUCCCCCCCCCCCAACAUCAGUUUCUUAAUGAUACUUUAAUCUCUAUCAGGCCACUGUCAGAAUGUGAUAAUGUAACUCAAGAGAUGUUCACCUCACGCACCUACACACACCUACACCUACGCCUUCGAAUGGAAUUCUAGCUAUUGAUCACACGUGGUGUUUUGUUUCAAGAUGGCAGCCUAACAUAGGCCUGGUAGAGAUGCUUAGACACAAGUUUGUUUUGGAAAGUUCAGCCAGGCACCUGCACAGUCUUGCAUCUGAGAAGCAUUUACAAAACUGAAUUUUCUGCAGCUCCAACUUGUCUUGCCACAUCAAACGAAUACGUUGGUUCAAACCGGAGUUUUGUUUCCCAGAAAAAGCAAAAGAACCGUGAAUCAGUGGAGAACCAGGGAGAGCAUAGUUUUAUGAAACUCUCCUUCAGUGUUGUAUCCAUGGGAAUUGAGGGGAAUUAUAUUUUCAGUCAUCUUUUUUUUUCUUUCUUUGGGGUAAAAGGUCAUAUUUGUGUCCAUAUGCGUCCAUUUUGUGUCUUGGGAUUGUUUUAUGUUGGACAGUUCUUUUUGUUGUUGCUCGGUACAAUGGCAAUUACCUCAGUCCCACUAUUUAUGUCUUUUCAGAAAAUGGCGGCAUCAGUAUGAUUAAUGCGUAUCAAUUUAUUUUGCUAAUCUUGUCCAUGCAAGCUGUUGGGUUGUUUGAAUAUUUUUCCUUUUAAACUAUGAAACUAUAAUUAAAAUGGUGUCAUAGUAGUUUCAUUAUGUAUUAUAUCUGUAACCAAAAUCAUUUGAAGGCCUGUUAUGACAAUAAUGACAUUUUUAACAAACAUUUGUACAUUUUGUAUGAGAGUAAUUACUAGUAAUACUUUAUUAAGUAGUGCAAUGAUUUUUUUAAUCCCUUACCCCUUCUUUUGGAUUUCAAAAGCUGGUUCAAUAAUAAAUGUAUAACAUCCUCUUCUAAAA